This is a messenger RNA of Chenopodium quinoa (quinoa), 641 nucleotides long. RefSeq lists its product as uncharacterized. The transcript is spliced from 4 exons. The coding region runs from base 114 to 626 and encodes 170 amino acids. The record is from RefSeq and is a predicted model, not a curated record. NCBI's taxonomy places the organism in Eukaryota, Viridiplantae, Streptophyta, Magnoliopsida, Caryophyllales, Amaranthaceae.
AAAAAAAGCCUGAAAAGGAGAAAAUCCCUAAAGAGAAAACUGUGGAAGAUGAGUCUACAAAGACAACAGAUCUGAAAGAUGGACAAAAGGAACACACACAAAAGUCUAAAGUAAUGGAAGAUUCAACUGCAAAAGAGAAAGCACAAAUUGCACCUGAUUUUGUUCAAAUUGAGGAUGAAACUCAUCUUCUAGAUCAAGAUGAUGAUAAAGUUUCCACAACACUUAGUGAGGAGACAGCUCCAUCAUCACAAAAAAGUGAUCAGUUAACCAAAAUGAAAACAAGAUACAAAAUGGUUGCAAGGAAAAACAAAAACAAAAGCCCUGUUGUUGUGCCAAGUGGUAGAAUUACAAGGAGCCAAGAUGUUCUGUUAGAUGAAUCUGAAAAGGGAAGCCAGAAGAAGGAUGUUGAACCUGCUGAAGAAACCGCAAAAAUAGGACAGAAGAGAAGAAUGUCUACAAGGACUUCUCCUAUUCAAAAGGAAGCUGAUGCACCAUCUCCAGUACCUACUCCAAUCAGAAAAAUGGCAGGUGCUCCUGCUGAAUAUCCUCCAGCACCUACUCCAACCAAAAAAUUGCUAGGUGCUUCUGCUAAAAAAAGUUGUACAAGACCAAGGCAAAAAGGGUAAAUGUUCAAUCUUAAU